Messenger RNA from Tuber aestivum (summer truffle), 4789 nucleotides. The record is from the annotation of a GenBank genome assembly. NCBI's taxonomy places the organism in Eukaryota, Fungi, Ascomycota, Pezizomycetes, Pezizales, Tuberaceae.
GCCUCAACGGUGAGCUGAAUUUAUCAUCAACCGGUUGUGGACCCGAGCACACUUUAUUCACGUCAGACAGGAUAACCUGAGGCAAUCCAAUCUAUACAUAACGACACCCAAGCCCACCGAGGCCGGGAAACCUUGGAGGGAGUAAGAUAAAAACGAGCAAUCAUGUCUCAACUGACACUCCUUGAGGACGCGUUUCGUGAGGUAUGAUCACUGUUUUUUGGGGGUUUUCUUUCAAGUGGAUGAUAACAAAGUGGUUAAUCCGGGGUAGUUUCUCGAUAUUGAGGAGAAACAAGAGAUCCCCGCCGUGAUACAAAUUAGGGAAAUCUCCACCACCCUGAACCUAGUUGGUGAGGCAACAUGGAAAGCGUCUGUCCACUGCGACGAAGGCCGUUUUGUCAGAACAGUUGAAGUAAAGAACCCAUUCGAUGCGAACGAUGAAGAGAACCUUGAAUGGUAUUUUGAGGAGUUUGCGACUUCUUCACCCUUUUCGCACUCGAGAGCUCGCGACGUGUCCUCCAGCCUGAGAAAAUAUGCUGCCGAGUUAAUAAAGGGGUUUGCAUUAGAAGAAGUCGUCGACCACAUACAGGAGCAAAAUACUGGGGGGGCGGAGGCGGGAAUCACUUUUUUUCUCGACGUGGAGACCCUGCCUUCGGAGCCGACCGAGCUAUCCCUACAUAUGAUACAUUGGGAAAUACUCGAAAACCUUGACCUUUGGCCGCGGGGAAUAAAGGGGCGGAUAGUGGUUCGCAGGGCGAUCGCGGAUUUGGAGUUGAGGCAGUCUUCUCCGGAUAUCGUGAACAGGUGUUUUAGCAUACUACUUGUAGCGGCGAGGAACCCAGGCGGAGGCGAGGGUGAAUCCGGACAUACUCUUGUGGCAGCAGAACUAGUGAAAGUCCUGGUGGACCUUCCGCCUGAAACACCCGUUGAUCUGGAGAUCGUAAGACCGGGCACAUGGGGGUUGUUCAAGGCAAGCUUGGAGACGAGGCCUAGGGGUUACUACCGAUUGGUUCAUUUUGACAUGCACGGAAGGGUGCGAGUGGAUAAAAUGGCAGGAGAGAAAACGUUUGUAUCUCCACGAAAACAAAGUGUUAGAAUGACUGUCCUAACGGGGUGUUAACAGACCGUCGUUAUGCUUUGUCUCCGAUAAGGAUCCUACAACGGUAAAUUGGAAGUCUGCUUCUGACGUCGCCGACCUACUCUGUCUGCACAAUGUGACCUCCGUCAUCGUGAAUUCCUGCAACUCGGCCAACGCUAGUGAGGAGAGUGUCGCACUCAAAUUCAUCAACCGUGGAGUUUCUGCAGUUGUGGCUAUGUCCUAUGAAUUAAUGUCUGGUGCUGCGGGGUCUUUUCUGAUGGGUUUCUACCGUUCGCUCUUAAUCGACACAUCCAGCUUCGCUGUGGCAGCACAUGCUGGACGGGCAAAAAUGAUGGAGCAGAUGAUGAGAGAUUCUUGUGGGAAUCGGGUACCGGUAGUGGAUCAUAUCGCCCCAGUUUUUUAUCAGCGCGGAGAGCUGGCCGUGAUCAAUCCGGGUGUCAUGAUGAGGUUGAACAUGAUUCUGCUCACGAAGGAGCGCAAAGCCCCCAUGAAUCUUGUAGGCAGAGAACUGGACAUCCUGAGACUGGAGAUAUUGCUUCUUUGCGGGAAUGGUGUUGCUAUAGUCACAGGGAGGAGAAGAGUUGGUAAGAGGAAAAACGCAGCUAUACUCUACAGCGAAACGUAUACUGACUGGUAUUGGCUGUCGGCAGGGAAAACCGCCUUCUUGAAACAUCUGUGCUGGUGGUGGGGUAUUACUGACUUAGUUAACCAUAGUCUGCGCAUAGAUCUUGAAGCAUCAGGAGACACCUUGAGCGAAAUUUUGCUCCUAAUCCAUCGGGAAUUCAUCGGCAUGCCAACAAUAUUAGAGAUUCAGAUGUUGGCCGUCCCAGAUGCCAGCGAAACCUCCGCGUACUGGCGACUGGUGAACUGGUUGAAGUUGAACAGGUGCAUGAUCGUUUUCGAUGGUGUUGAACAUUGGAAACCGGAACUUCUGCAAAAGAUUCAGCCCGAGGACAGCACCGGACCAGUCUUUUGGAAUUCUGAACGGCGCGCUCUAGAGGGUUUUUUGGAGGAAGUUAGUGGUGGUGAAACGAUUGUGAUAGUCACAGCUGAACUCAAUUCACCUUGGGUGGAUGUCAACCCGUAUAUCCUCGAGGGAUUGCCACCGUGAGUUGUCCGCGCCAUGUGUGUGGAGGAGCAGGCUACUAAGGGAGUCCUAUCUAGAUGCGAUAUGGCGACGCUACUACCGAUUGAACUGGGGGAAUCUAAUGAGGGGAAGGCCCUUGAGCCAAGUGCGGACUUCAUGGAAUUCUACACCAAGCUUAUUGAGCUCUGCGACGGUCUUCCAGGGGCCGUUACAGAAUUCUCCUGCAAGCUCCCGCUCGACACCAAGGAAAAUACCCCGGAGCGAAUAUACUGCGGAAGCCUCUUGGCGGUUCCCGCGGCCGCAGGCCGGUACAGCCAGGAUUGUGCAAGGGCCAAAUUUGUUCGGGAUUUAAUCCCUCCCGAUUCAGACGGGGCUCCCAGUUCGGAUGAGGUUUCCCAUUCUGACCUGAGCCGUCUAAUGUAUAUCAUUGCUCCGUUCUGGGGACGGAUCCCGAAAGACAUCGACGACUACUUGAUUCAUAUUUGUUUUAAUGGAUACUUUAAUCACAAUGACCCUGACACCCUCUGCCUACCAAUACGGAGGUUUGACGCUAAGAAUCCCCGCGAUUUGAGCCCGGUGGAGAAAGCGGAGGCAAAGGAACUUCUUGCCCGCUCCAAGCUACGCUCCGAGUACCACCGCAUAAUUUCCUUCCUGCAGAAGAAAGACUAUCUAACAAGGGACGAAUUCAAACCGGAUCAAUAUUAUAGGGUCAACCCGGUUUUGACGCUUGGACUCCAUGGAGUGAUGUUUGGUGAUGGACACCUGAGCGCUGUGGCACAUGCGAGUGCGUGCCUCGCCGCAUUCCUGGACUACUACAAAAUACAAACCCUCGAGGACGACUGGGAUAGUCGUAUCCAGCUCGAGAAGACAAACAUUUACUCCAUAAUGAUAACACUCUCAUGCCUCCCGCCAACACCAACCGGACUCUCGUUAUUGCCAGUUAGUCCUGUAGUAUCUCUAAUAUCAAUGUAUCAGGCUGGGCGCGGCGGCAGUGACUGCCACGUCCUAGAGGUCAUCUCUGAGAUGUGGAUCGGAGCAUUCGACUCAUUCCUGGCGACAGAGAGGGAUAUGCCCUUAGAAGGUGUUUUCCCUGUUUAUAAACUCGUCUUCCACUGCUCGAACUACCUCUGCUCCAGAUACAGGAAUUCAAAGAACACGACAGGGAAAUUCAUCGAACAAGUCAAGAAAUCCAACGAGUACUCCGAGCUUUCCAAAAAAUUACCGGAAGGCCUCCGCGAACAUUUACUCAUUGCGAACUUCAUAGCUGCGACAAUGAGCGCACAAGCAAAGGCGCGCAGAGGGCUUCUGCCGGGGGCCUUUGUGUACGAAACCAUGGGGGAUGUAUCUGGAGCCAACUAUGAAGUGCACAAACUCCUCGAGUCGGAUCCUAGAAUCAACUUCAAAGCCGAUGGCAAUGGCGACGUAGAACAGGACCUCCGAAGAUUGCAAAACUUGCGGACACUCUCACUCGAAUUCGACACCAAUAAUUCUCGUAGCCGGUCCAGGGAAACCAAGAAGGCCAAAGCACAGCAAUCAAUAAAAGAAGUCUGCGAUGAGCUCAGGGAAUCGGCAGUGAAACUGGGAAUGGACCUCACGUAUAUCGACGGCUGGCUGGCCGUGCACGAAGCAAGAGCCGGCAUCACUACCCUCGCCGAGGCACUGAGAAAGCUGGGGAAAGCCGAAGCGAACGAUCCAUCGAAAUACCUCCCCGGGUCCGCGAUCAUGGAAGCGGAGAUGAAGAGAGACAGUGGCGACAUUGCCGGUGCGAGGGAUAUACUACUCACAGCGCUGGAGAAUUCCCGGGAGAUAGGAUCCACAAAAGGAGAAUUCCUGUGCCACGGUCGAUUGCAAGAAAUCGCCUACCUCACCAGUCAAUGGGGCGACGUAAUCGCGCACAAUCAACGGAUGAUAGAUCUGGUGGAUAUGGUUCACAGCGGCGGUACCAAGGAAAAACGAAAGGCAGACAAAGCCGUACUAUCGAGCCACUCUGGGAUCGCACAUGCCCACCUUCGGCAGUGGAACGAAGCUAUUGAUUGUGUUUUGUACACGGUACGCAUCUGCCAGGAAGCGCCUGUCAACGACCCGAAUACCAUCCUCCUUGACAGGAUCCAGGCUGAACAAUUGGUCGUCCUAAGGUACCUCCGGUACCACCGCCCAGACCACGAAGACCUUCCUUCUACGGCGGAGAUUAGGCGACAGCAGCUUAUCCUCCAACGAAAGCUUGAUCCCGCAACGGCAGGGAAGAUGGAUGAUCCAACAUUGAGGAGGAUGGAGGAGAUUAAGAUGCAAUUUAGCCUUAUCGUGACGAUGAACCCUAGGGCACAACGCGCCACGAGGAGAGAAAUACGGCAUGGCAAUGCACCGACACACGACGGCAUACCAUUGUACACGAGGAGCCGUGAUGUCAAAGAGUGGUGGAAGGAUACAGAGGAGGAUGUGGAGGCAUUAGCACUGGUGAAGGAGUAUCAUAGUUCUUUCCAGCACGAUCCUGAGUCUCCCUUGUUUGGCAUCAGUUUGGACGAAUCGGGAGCAUUGGAAGGGCUGUUACCCGGGAUUUGAAAACAGAACCGAGUUGAUAUUGAAUUGAAGCAGAAGGAUUUUCCCGG